Fusarium vanettenii 77-13-4 is the source of this 2886-nucleotide messenger RNA. RefSeq lists its product as uncharacterized. The transcript has 3 exons. Lineage: Eukaryota; Fungi; Ascomycota; Sordariomycetes; Hypocreales; Nectriaceae. Bases 1 to 2886 code for a protein of 961 amino acids. The record is from RefSeq and is a predicted model, not a curated record.
AUGAGGUGCAACGUCUUGGUCCUCUUGGCCUUGACGAAUGGCCUUGCUCAGGCCGCUAGCAUUGGCCGGCACGAAGGUUCCGUCGGGGCCCAUGGGCAUACACAUGGCAGCUCCUCCGACCCAGUCGUCAAGGCCGCCGUCAAAGCUGAAGCUGAUGGCAACCAACUUGAGCACGAGGCCAUAGCCCGAAUCAAGAACAAGGGCAAGGACCAACGUGUUGAUCUUCUCAUCAAGAACCCUGCGGGAAAAGGCGAGACUCUGACGGCGGAAGUGUUUACCCCCGGCACCAACCAGAAGGACCAGAAGGAUCUCAUCGCCAUGGCUCUAAGCAUCACCAUAGCGGUCAUCAUCAUCAUGACUCUCAUCAUCACCACAACCACACUGGACAUCACCACCACGGCCAUAAGCACGGUCAUCAUCACGGCCACGGUCACGCUCAUGAACAUGGCCACCGACACGGCCACGGACAUGGUCACGUACAUGGGCAUGAACAUGGUCAUCGACACGGUCACGGGCAUGAGCAUGGCCACGGGCACGAGCACAGUCAUGGCCACAGGCAUGGACACCACCACGGGCAUGGCCAUGAUCAUGGACAUGAACACGGACAUGACCACAGGCACGGUCAUCACCAUCAUCAUGGACAUCAUCACCAACAUGACCAUGGACAUCAUCACCGCCAUCGUCACGGUCAUCAACACGGUCAUGGCCAUAGCCAUGGUCACAGCCAUGGGCAUAAUGAGCAUCAUCGACACCAUGAGCACCAUGGCCAUCACCAUGGACAUGGUCACGGACACCAUCAUAGUCAUCACGGCCACCAUAGUCAUGAUGCCAGUCAUCACGGAGGCCAUCACGGUGGCAACCAUGCUGGAGCUGGUACAGGUCACAACAACCAUCAUGGACAUCAUGGAGGCCAUGGCGUACCAUGAGCACACAUACUACACCACUCAUGAGCCUACACUGAGGGCCGACUGCUCUGGUGGAAGAUGCAACCGCAAGCCCUGCUGCAAGUGCAAUGGCCACUGGGCCCAGCCUGGCUGCUGGCACUGCAAGAAUCAUCAGGAGUUCCCUGGAGACAGCUGUCCUACCACCACCACUACCACCAACACUCGUUUCAGCACCAGGUACUCGACUACCACCCGCACCGGCGCUCCCACUUACACCACCACGACAAAGCGCAAGUAUACCACCUCGACCAGGACCUACUCACGCAAGAGCACCACCACUAUUGCCCCUCAAAUCACCAAGGCUCCCGAGGCCAAGGGUGGCAAGUCAGGAGACGAAGCCAAGGGCUUCGAGGCCCCCAACUGGCAGCCAAAGAAGGAUGGCAAGGGCUACAAGGUCCCAGAAGGUUACGAUGGCCCCAUUCCUAAGAAGAAGGAGAAGGAGGCAGCCCAGGAGGUCAUUUUGGAGAUCUGCGCCAAGAUCGAGAAAGGAGAGUACAAGUCUGACAAUGUCUGUGAGAAGAUCAAGGUGGAGUACAAGGGCGAGUACAAGGAUGAGGACAUUUGCGAGAAGGUCAAGCAUUGUCCAGUCUAUGGCAAGGCCCCUGCUCCUGCUCCUGCUCCUGCUCCUGCUCCAGCCCCUGAAGACAUUUGUGAGAAGGUCAAGAAGGGGUACUACAAGCAUGAGGAAGUUGUCUGUGAUAAGAUCCGAAAGGGACUGUACACGGGUGACUACAAGGAGGAGCACUUCUGCAAGAAGAUCAAGCACUGCCUACCCCCUAUUGUCCCUGCUCCGGCUCCAGCUCCAGCUCCUGCGCCAGCUCCUGCACCCGCUCCGGCUCCAGUCCCCGAGGACAUUUGCGAGAGAGUCAAGAAGGGGUAUUACAAGCGCGAGGAAGUUGUUUGUGAUCAGAUCCGAAAGGGUUUGUACACAGGUGACUACAAGAAGGAGGAACCUUUCUGCAACAAGAUCAAGCAUUGCCUGCCCUACUACGCUCCUACUCCUAGGGAGGACAUCUGCGAAAGGGUCAAGAAGGGAGACUACAAGCGCGAGGAAAUCAUUUGCGUCCAGAUCCAGAGGGGCCAGUAUGCGGGCGAUUACAAGAAGGAUGAGGUUGUCUGUGAGAAGAUCAGGCACUGCCUGCCGUAUCAUGCCCCAGCCCCAGCCCCGAUUCCUGCUCCCAUUCCCGCUCCCGCUCCCGCUCCCAUCCCCGCGCCUGCUCCUAAGGAGGACAUUUGCGAGAGGUACAAGAAGGGCGAGUACAAGAAGGAAGAGGACGUCUGCGUGAGGAUCCAGAAGGGCGAGUACAGGGAGGAGUACAAGAAGGAGAAGGAUGUCUGCGAGAAGAUCAAGCCUUGCCAAGAGCAUCACUACUACAAGGCCCCUGCUCCUGCCCCUAUCCCUGCUCCUGAGAAGUACAAGUACGAAGUCAAGCCAGAGGUCGUCUACAAGUCUGAGGAGAAGUUCUACAAACCAGAGGAGAAGAUCAUCUACAAGGAGGAAGAGAAGGUCGCUUACAAGCCGGAGGAAAAGGUUGUCAUCAAGCCUGAGGAGAAGAUUGUCGUCAAGCCCGAGGAAAAGGUCAUCAUCAAGCCAGAAGAGAAGCCUGCUCCUGCUCCUGCCCCGGUCCCCGCCCCGGCUCCAAUUCCGGCUCCAAUUCCGGCCCCCGCUCCCAAGCCCGCCGAGGAAAAGCCCGUCGCCAAGCCGGAGGAGAAGAAGCCAGAGGAGAAGAAGCCGGAGGAAAAGAAGGUGGCCCAUGUCACUCCGGAAGAGAAGAAGCCUCCUUCCGAGGGCAACGCUUCUUCUGGAGGUAAGACGUUCCGUGAUGGCGAUGACAACCCCCCGGACGUCCCGUUGACCGUAUCCACCUCAGCAUCGAGCCACGCCGCCACCAUCUCGACCGCCGGUGCCUUUUUCUUUGUCGUCGUCAAUCUGCUCCUGUGA